Molecule: messenger RNA, 1142 nt
Organism: Ochotona curzoniae (black-lipped pika)
Lineage: Eukaryota; Metazoa; Chordata; Mammalia; Lagomorpha; Ochotonidae
Gene: TSBP1
Product: testis expressed basic protein 1
Exons: 1
Coding region: 1-1050 (349 amino acids)
Source: RefSeq, a predicted model, not a curated record
AUGCACUUUGUUGUAUCCCCAGUUAUAUUUCCAGGUUAUAUGGAUGGAGAAUGUGCAAAGAAGUCAGAGUCCAAAGCACAAAUUCUAAAGUGUGCAGGAACCGCAAGUUCUCAAAAGAGCCUACAGGACAGCAAGAAAGCACCAAAAAAAGAAAUAGCCACAGAUUCCACUGAAUCUGUGCUUCCAAUACAAAAAGGAGAGUUAAAAAGAACAACAAAAGGCACUGAAUUGGAAAAACAGAAGAAAGGAAGAGAGGCCAAGGUAGACAGCAAUGCUGAAAUAACAAAAAGACAAGAAUCCCAAAUAAAGAAGAUUGAUUCCAGAAUACCAGAAACACUUGAAGCUCAAAAGAAAAUGAGAGGAAAUGAAAUAUCAAUAGGACAGGAAAUCCAAAAAAAUAAAAGUGAAAUAGUCAGUGUGAUAAGACGUGAGGAAGAUGUACCAGGACAGAAAGUCCAAACAAAGAAAAGUGAGUUAAGAAUUAAGAUAGGAAAUGAAGAAGACGUACCAGGUCAGGAAGUCCACAAAAAGAAAAGUGAGCUGAGAAGUUUAAUAGGAAGUGAGGAAGACGUACCAGGACAGGAAGUCCACAAAAAGAAAAGUGAGCUAAGAGGUAAGAUAGGAAAAGAGGAAGACGUACCAGGACAGGAAGUCCACAAAAAGAAAAGUAGAAGAAGUGAGAUAGGAAGUGAGGAAGACGUGCCAGGACAGGAAGUCCAAACAAAGAAAAAUAGAAGAAGAAGUGAGAUAGGAAGUGAGGAAGACGUACCAGGACAGAAAGUCCAAACAAAGAAAAGUGAGCUAAGAAGUGAGAUAGGAAGUGAGGAAGAAGUACCAGGACAGGAAGUCCAAACAAAGAAAAGUGAGCUAGGAAGUGAGAUAGGAAGUGAGGAACAAAUAUUAGGACAGGAAGUCCAAACAAAGAAAAGUGAGCUAAGAAGUGAGAUAGGAAGUGAGGAAAACAUACCAGGACAGGAAGUCCAAAGGAAGAUAAGCCGGAGAAAAGAGUCAGGACAGGAAGUUCAAAAGCAGACAAGUGAGGAAAAUUAGGAGAAGGACAAGAAGCCCAAGAAAAUAAGGGCUCUGCUGAUAAAGGGUAUAAAGGCAAAAUAAAGAAGAUGCAGAAAAAAAUCGAGAUGAAA